Molecule: messenger RNA, 1214 nt
Organism: Corythoichthys intestinalis (scribbled pipefish)
Lineage: Eukaryota; Metazoa; Chordata; Actinopteri; Syngnathiformes; Syngnathidae
Product: transmembrane protein 238-like
Exons: 2
Coding region: 64-576 (170 amino acids)
Source: RefSeq, a predicted model, not a curated record
CUGGCUGGCUCACCUUACACCCACUCAAAUGACACAUGACACUGCAGAGUCCGGCCCGCUGCCAUGGAACCAGCGUACCGGGGUCUGGGUCGCUGUAUUUGUUGUUUCUGGCUCGCCGUGGCCUUCGACGUCGUCGGACUGCUCGUCCUUCUCAUCGGGGUGUUCGUGAACGUCUUUUUCUACGACUUGCUCAUUUACGCCGGCGCUAUUGUCAUCUUUCUCAGCCUCGUGUGGUGGGUGUUUUGGUACUCGGGCAACAUCGAGGUGCUUGCCUCCGAACUUGAGGAUGACGUAGGUCUAACAAAGAAGGACAAGAGCGGCAUUGGCGGUGCGGUCCGGCGGCUCUCCAAUCGCCUGGCCGGCAGCAUCAGGAACUCGCUGCGCAGGAACGGAGGAGUAGCAGCCGGUAGCCUCGGCCGGCAGGGAGGAGAGCGAGGGUCGGCUGCAGAUGCGGCUGUGGCCCCGCACUUGGAGCAGGUGGUCGUUGCCCUGGCAACUUUGAAGCCAAUUGAUCGAACUUUACAGAAGUAUGAUGCGGAGAUGCCGACCACAGCUACAGAGACCUCACCCACGUAAUGGAAGAGACUUUGUGAAUUCAACGCUGACCUGAGGAGAGUCUCCAAAUGCUUUUUUCAACGGGGGAUGAUUGAUUCAUUUUUAAUUUAAUUUUUCUUCUUUAUUAUUGUUUUUCAACAUCCAACACCAUGUUGAAUCAAGAAGCAAGCAAGUGGACGUGGCUUAUGAAUAUUCGUUUGUAACAUAUGUCUAGAUGGGAAUGAAUGAUUUGUAUUUUGAAUAAAAAUGUUUUUUUUUGUUGUUGUUGUUUUUUUAAAAUAAUUAAUACUUUAUGCAUUUAGUUGAAUUUAUUUUAAAAUUCAUUUAAUUCCAGUCUAAAAACUAAGCUUUUUUCAAUCUGCACACUGACUUUUUAUUUUUUCUAAAUGGAAUCCCUAAUUGUUUUUUUUUCCGAGUGUGUUUUAAAGGUGACCUUGAGUGCCAUACAACUUUAAGAAAAUGCUAUAAUUCUAAAUAGCUUGGUCCAUUUUACCUAAAUUGCUUGUGUCACAUUAAUGUGACACCACUAAAAAUACAACGAAAAGAAUAAACAAUGCUCAUCAUGUACUGUAGAAAUAUUUGUCAUUUCAUUGUUGAACCAUUCUGUUGUUUUCCAGACUGCUGUAUGUAGUUUGCUAUUGUGGUUGUAGUUUACAGUG